This is a messenger RNA of Cajanus cajan (pigeon pea), 1839 nucleotides long. RefSeq names its product UDP-Glycosyltransferase superfamily protein. NCBI's taxonomy places the organism in Eukaryota, Viridiplantae, Streptophyta, Magnoliopsida, Fabales, Fabaceae. Gene Ontology annotation, molecular function: UDP-glycosyltransferase activity. The record is from RefSeq and is a predicted model, not a curated record.
CUAUUUGAACCAAACAAAGGGUCUGGUAAUAGGAUGUGCGAUGUGGUUUACCCAAACAAAUGGAGAAAAGGAAGGCGAAAGCAGUGUUCAUGGCCUUCGGCACUAAAGGCGAUGUCUACCCUCUUGCUGCCAUUGCUGCAGCUUUUGCUUGUGACCAGAAACAAUACCAUGUCAUGUUAAUAACUCACUCCGCACACGAGAGCUUGAGUCCUCACUUGGCUGAAAAACAAGUUCAAUUUUGCCCAGUUUCAUCGCCCCCAGUUCUUUCUGCUGAUCAGAAUGACGACACUGAAGGGAAAGCAGAAUCUUCUUUUUUCUUGCAGAAAAGGAAAGUUACAAGAGACCAUAGACAAGAAUGCUAUUCUUUAAUUGAAAGGAUAUUUGGAGAUGGCCCAAGCUUGGACGGUGAUCUUAUUGUGAUAAAUUUUUUUGCUUUGGAAGGUUGGAGCCUUGCAGAAAGUUUUCGUGUCCGUUGUGUUGUCGCUGCUCCUUAUGUUGUUCCAUACAGUGCACCUGCAACAUUUGAAAGCCAAUUCCAAAUAGAGCUUCCUCUUUUGUAUAAAUACCUUGUUGAUGCUCCUUCUGGUAAGGUCUGCUGGAAGGAUGUAACUCAUUGGAUGUGGCCACUUUUCACAGAAAAUUGGGGAUCAUGGAGAAAUGAUGUCUUGCAUCUUAGUACAUGUCCUUUUACUGAUCCAGUAACAAGCAUCCCUACUUGGCAUGAUAGACCACAAUCUCCUCUUGUGAUGUAUGGUUUUAGUAAAGAAGUAGUUGAAUGUCCUGCAUAUUGGCCAUCAAAAGUGCUGGUUUGUGGUUAUUGGUUCCUCCCUAUUGAGUGGCAGUUUACGUGUAUGAAAUGCAGAGAAAUUUCAGUAUAUGCUAAAGAUGCCUUGUGUCCCAGUCAUUUAGAGUUGCAAAACUUUAUGCAGACAGCACCAGUUUUUGUCGGACUGAGUUCUAUUGGAAGCAUGGGUUUUUUAAAAGAUCCUCGUGCAUUUAUUUGUGUUCUCCAAAAUGUCCUGAGCACCACAAAUUAUAGAUUUAUUCUAUUUACAGCUGGAUAUGAACCCUUAGAAGCAAUCGUUCGUACCAUUGCUGCUGAAGCAUCAUUUGAGCAAAAAAAUUGGAGUGAUGAUUGUCUCCCUCUUUUUAAUGGGCAACUCUUGUGUUUUUCUGGUUCCGUACCAUAUGGUUGGCUUUUCCCAAAAUGUGCUGCUGUAAUUCACCACGGAGGCAGUGGAACUACUGCUGCUGCAUUACAAGCAGGCAAACCACAGGUAGUAUGCCCUUUCAUGCUAGAUCAGUUUUAUUGGGCUGAGAGAAUGCAUUGGCUUGGUGUUUCACCUGAACCGCUCAAUAGAAAUCAUUUGCUUCCUGAUAAAAAUGAUAACACAAGUGUGCAAGAAGCUGCUUGUGUACUAUCACUGUCAAUACAUGCUGCAUUAUCAUCAACAGUCAAAGCACGGGCUGCAGAAAUUGCUGAAAGAAUAUUGCUUGAGGACGGUGUAUCAGAGGCAGUUAAGUACCUCAAGGAAGAGCUGGGUUUAAAUUGAGAUAUUGAAGGCGUUUGAAAUGUUCCAAGAACCCACUCAUGCUUUUCUUCUCCAUUAUUCAAAUUCAUGGUAUUUUGUCACCAACUCAGCUCAGUAGUUGACGGCAUUAGAUAUUUCUAGACUUUCUCUUUUAGUGACUCUAUUCUUGUAUAUGAUCAUUCUGAAACUAGAUUAAAGAAACUACUAUUAACUUUAUGAUGUGAACAUUUUUUUUUUGGUGAUAGUAUGAUGUGUACAUUCUUACAGGGAGAUUAGAGUUUUAUUAAAUACAUAAUUAAAUUAUUUA